This is a messenger RNA of Linum tenue, 3854 nucleotides long. The record is from the annotation of a GenBank genome assembly. Lineage: Eukaryota; Viridiplantae; Streptophyta; Magnoliopsida; Malpighiales; Linaceae.
GCGUCUUUCUUCUGCACCCACUCCUCAUCGUCGCGGCAACCCAGGUUUGAUUCAUGAUCCUUGGAGAAGCUUUCUCUUUUUAUGGAGUUCGAAGUAUGGCAUGUUUCUGGAGCAGAGCACUGCUUUGUAGCCCUUCCUUUGCAACUCAUCCAGACUUUGGAAUCUCUCCGCCCGACUCUUCUCCCUCAGCCUCAGCUCCUCGUAAUUGAGCUUCGCUCAUUGAGCCCCACUGCUGACCAGCAGCGGAGCUGGACGGUCUCUUGGUCUGGUGCUACUUCGUCUUCUGCUGCUAUUGAGAUCGGUAGGCAGUUUGCGGAUUGCAUUUUGUUGCCUGAUCAUCUAAGAGUACAAGUUCGAGUUGUGUCAAAUGUGGAACGUGCUGAACGAGUGAUGGUAGAGCCUGAUACCGAAGACGACUGGGAAGUUAUGGAGCUCAAAGCAGAGUUCGCUGAGGCAUCCAUGUUAAGCCAGAUCAAAAUUGUCAAAGAGGCAAUGAGAUUUCCCUUGUGGCUGCAUGGCCAUUCUGUAGUUACCUUCCGCGUGGUUUCGACUGUUCCCAAAAAAGCAGUAGUACAACUUGUUCAUGAUACGGAAGUAGAAGUUGCUCCCAAGAGACGACAAAAGCUUGUGAAUAAAUCAGAUGCUUCAUCUGACAAGCAACGCAAUGUUAAGGAGGCCUUAUUGCGUAUUCAAGAUUCAGAUAAAAGAUUGUUUCAGAAAUGUAAUGUCAAAGUCGAUUAUUCUUAUUCCAAAAUUAUCAAGAGAGAGGGUUGACAAUGAUGCAUCGAGAAUGAAAAGCACUUCAGCACCUAAAGAUGGGACAAGCAGGAAAGUAUCUCGUCGAGCAAUUAUUCAUCUUCUCUUUUCUGACUCUGUAUCCAAAGGGCAUCUAAUGAUAGCUGAGUCUCUUCGUUUGAGCAUGAGAGUUGGCCUGCAUUCAUGGGUGCAUGUGAAAGAAUACCAUGGUAAUUUCAAGGAGGAUAUUCCCUUGCUCUCACUGUCUCCCUGCCACAUUAAGAUGCUUGGAAGGGAUGGUGAGAAGGGAGAAUUUGGCAUGGAAGUGCAUAAUAGUCGUAGAAUGGAAAAGCUUCAAAUGCUGCCUUCCGGAAUUAGUUCAGGAAAUAACUUAAAUGAAACAGAUCAUUUCACGCAUGGUGAUUUCAUAGCUACUCUUUCAUCUGUUUUUCCUCAUGCAGAGGGUGCAGAACGAGUAUGUGGUUCUGAUAGUAGAAAGACUUUAGGCAUACUUCUUCAUGCAUGGGUGGCUGCACAACUUGAAGCAAUUGCUUCGGCCUCUGGUGUAGAGGUUAAUUCAUUGACUUUAGGAGAUGAGACUGUAAUGCACUUUGAAAUGAGAGGACUUGACUAUGGGUCUGGAAGGCACAGUUUACUGGAACCAUCUGAUUCAAAUUUAGACGUACAAGAUAAGCUUGGUGAAAAGCCAGUUAAGUACCUGUUUGUGCUGAAUGCUUCAGAGGAUUCUUCAGAUGACAAAAAUGUAUGUGCAUAUAAACUUUCCUUUGAUAAGAGCAAAAGAGAUCAUUUGAUACCCGAGGAGUUGCUCAGCAAUCUUGAACUUGGUGAACCUCUAUCCUUCUAUUCUACCAAGGAAAGGGUAUCCGGAAAGGACUUUGAAUCAGAUUUGUCCACUUUGAGCUGGAUGGGAUCAACUCUAACUGAUGUUAUUAAUAGAGUGAAUGUCUUGCUAUCUCCUAGCUCUGGGUUGUGGUUUGGCAGUCACAAACUUCCUCUCCCUGGCCAUGUUCUGAUAUAUGGACCUCAUGGUUCUGGGAAGACUAUGUUAGCAAGAUCUGUGGCCAGUUUCCUUGAAAGACAUAAAGAUAUAUUAUCACAUGUGGUAUUCGUAAACUGCUCUUCCCUUGCUUCGGAGAAGGCUUCAGCCAUUCGUCAACAACUUUCAGCUUCCAUUUCUGAAGCGCUAGACUAUGCGCCAUCUGUUGUAAUCUUCGAUGAUCUUGAUAGCAUCGUUUCAGCCUCUGAUUCUGAAGGAUCUCAACCUUCGACUUCUGUUGCUGCAUUGACAAAAUACCUAGCUGAUAUUAUUGAUGAAUAUGGGGAAAAGAGGAAUGGCUCAUGUGGCACUGGUCCAAUUGCUUUUAUAGCUUCUCUGCAAAGACUAGAGAAUAUCCCACAAUCACUGAGCUCUUCAGGGAGGUUUGACUUCCAUGUGCAACUUCCUGCUCCUGCUGCAUCUGAACGUGGGGCUAUACUGAAGCAUGAAAUACAGAGGCGUUCCUUACAUUGUCCAGAAGAAAUUUUGUUGGAUGUAGCAUCCAAAUGUGAUGGUUAUGAUGCGUAUGAUCUGGAAAUAUUGGUUGAUAGAGCUGUACAUGCUGCUGUUGGUCGCUUUCUUCCUUAUUCUAAUGGAGAGCCUGGAAAAUCCACCUUACUUAUGGGCGAUUUCUCAAGGGCAAUGGAUGGGUUCCUUCCAGUUGCUAUGCGUGAUAUUACUAAAUCAGCUUCUGAAGGUGGCCGUGCUGGGUGGGAAGAUGUUGGUGGACUGAAUGAUGUGAGGAAUGCUAUAAGAGAGAUGAUUGAAUUGCCAUCAAGAUUCCCAAAUAUCUUUGCAAAAGCUCCUUUAAGGUUGCGUUCAAAUGUUCUUCUCUAUGGUCCUCCUGGUUGCGGCAAGACUCACAUCGUUGGUGCUGCUGCUGCUGCUUGUUCACUGCGGUUUAUAUCAGUGAAGGGACCUGAGCUGUUAAACAAAUAUAUUGGUGCUUCUGAGCAAGCGGUUCGUGAUAUUUUCUCAAAAGCAGCUGCCGCAGCACCCUGCCUUCUCUUCUUUGAUGAAUUUGAUUCAAUUGCUCCUAAACGAGGACAUGAUAAUACUGGUGUGACUGAUCGUGUAGUCAACCAAUUUCUGACUGAAUUAGAUGGUGUUGAAGUUUUGACUGGUGUUUUUGUAUUUGCUGCCACAAGCCGACCUGAUCUGCUUGAUGCUGCAUUGUUGAGACCCGGUAGGCUCGAUAGGCUUCUUUUCUGUGAUUUUCCAUCUCAGCAAGAGAGGCUGGAUAUUCUUAAAGUUCUAUGCAGAAAGCUGCCACUGUCUGAAGAUACGAACUUACACAGCGUGGCUCAGAUUACAGAGGGAUUUAGUGGAGCUGACCUACAAGCUCUACUAUCUGACGCACAGCUUGCUGCAGUUCAUGAAUUUUUGAGCAGCACCACCUCCGACAACCACGAGCCUGUGAAAAAGCCGGUGAUAACUGAUUCCGUCUUAAAAGCAAUUGCUUCCAAAGCAAGACCAUCGAUUUCUGAAUCAGAGAAACACAGACUGUACGGCAUUUAUAGCCAGUUCUUGGAUUCCAAAAGAUCAGUUGACGCACAGGUGAGGGAUGCAAAGGGCAAACGAGCGACUCUAGCAUAAGCAGCAGCGCAAAAUGCCAGCCACGCCAGGCUGCAGUAGAUUGAGUUAUUGUUGCUAGCUACUGCGAGGCCAACGCGAUGCUUUCGACCCUGGAACGGUCAUUUGUUAUUGGAACUCGGGAAUGAGUUCCAACGACUUCUGUGUGCAGAAUGUCCUCCUGACGAUUAAGCAAAACAAACUGGUCAUGGGUUUUGCCCCACACCUCGAGUAAAAUAAGCACUGAAUUCUGAUUCUCGGUCACAAAGCCUACUUGUUAUUUAAGUUAUGAUCCGAGACAAAUUCAGAAUACAAAGAAACGUUAUCAUCCCUAUGACGGUUAGUGACCAAAUUCAUUGCCUCGGUCACGGUUGUUGCAUAUGCGCACAUCCUAACAAUAUUAUAUGGAGGUUUUUGGCUGGAACCCCCUUAAUUCCUCUUUUCCUGCUCUAUCCGCGAUUCACUGGAGGAGACUUUCGUAAAUGUAUCU